CUUAGUGGCUGCAGAUGAAGUUUCUGGUCACACUGCACGGUGCGACUUUCAGGAAUUCAUAAUAACCGUCCAGAUUUUCUAACUUCCCUCUGACAUGUUGCGAUGUUCCGUGCAGCCUUUCAAAACGUGGACUUGUUUUGGGUAAUUUUGCUGUGUUUUGUUCUUCUACCGGAGGCUGGCGGUAGAUCAGCCGAUGCAGACAGCUGUCAUGAGGUGAAGACAGCCUACAUGAUGCGCCAAAUAGGCCCGGUGGAGCUGGUGCCAGACAGACCGGAACCAGAUGAGUCUCUCCGAGUGUGUGUCCACCCUGGGCCCAGCUGCUGUACCAGUAAGAUGGAGGACAGCUACAUGGCAGCUGUUCGCAGUGAAACACAGCAGAAGAUGCGAUCUUACAGUUUCGAACUCAAGUACCUGAUUGCUGGACACAUCAAGGCGUACCAAGAACACUUUGAGAUGCUACUUUCUUUUACAUCCAAUCUGACCAGCACUCUGUUUGACAGUGCCUACUCCGCGCUGGCGUCGGACUGUCGCCCUCUUGUGUUUCAGCUGUUCACUGACAUCAAACGGCACCUUUCUGGAGACUCUAAUUCCUCCUUGGAGAGUGUUGUGCGUCGAUUCUACAAUGACCUCUUCCCACUGGUCUAUCGCCGCCUGCUCAACCCUGGUAUAGGCCAAAUGUCAGUCCGUACCUAUAACUCCCUUUCAACCAGUCACGAUGACUGCUUGCGCAUGACACGGCGGGACGUCAGCCCAUUUGGACCUCAUCCUCGCCUACUCGUCAGCAGCCUGUCACGAGCACUCGGGCCGGGUCGAGCGCUGAGCCGACUGUUGAGACUGGCUGGAGAGGUUGUGAACGCGACCGAGAAGGCGACAUUAUCCAGAGACUGUUUGCGAGGGUUAGUGAGGAUGCAGUAUUGUUCCCACUGCAGAGGACUCACACUGAUACGGCCCUGUACUGGACUGUGUAUCAACAUCAUGAGAGGAUGUCUGGUGGGUGUAUCUGAGCUGGGUGGCCCCUGGGGGAGUCUGGUGGUAUUGCUUCAACGCCUAGCUGCUACUUUAGCAACCAGCAGCAACCACAACAGCAUGGAGUUAGCUCUCUUAGCUGUGAGACACCAUGUAAAUGAUGCCAUACUACAUGCGCAGCUGCAUGGGCCACGCAUCACAGCCACAGUAGAGAAAGUGUGCGGCAGCCAGGCAGCUGGUCCUGUGAUGAUGGGUCCACAGUCAACUACCGUGCACACUACAACAUCAGCAAACUUGGAGAGGUCGCCUGCGACUUUGCCUCCUUCAGUUGGUCCACCAGUUCAUCGACGAUUGCGGCUGCAAUCCCGGAGGUCAUUCCCUCUUAAAGGUAGCAGAGGGGAGAAGAGUGGAAACCUGAAAAAAAUAUCAAGAGAGUUUGAGGGCUCUAUCCAGCGGUACCAGUGGUUUUUCACCGAGUUGCCAGAGAUGCUUUGUGAAAGUGAGAUGGAAGUGGAGCAGCACACAUGCUGGAGCGGCCAAGAUGUCGUAGAGAGUUAUGCAGGUCGUGUGGUUGGCAACACUUUAAAAGCCCAGAGGGAGAAUCCCGAGCUGACUGUGCGCAAUACGGAUCCUGUCCUGAAGGGCGCAAAACAGAGGCUGGAACAGCUAACACAGGAGCUAUUAGUGGAGCUGGGCUGGGCGAGCAAAGUGAGAGGAAGGGUUGAGGAAGAGGAGGGAGGGAGCGCCCACACGGAGGGAGGCAGCGGAGACGACUGUGAUGAUGAAGAUGGCUGUGAAGCAUCUGGUGAGGAGAGCGGGGACGAGCCAGGUGAUGCACCCAGCGGUCGUAGUCCAGAGGGAAAGGACAGGACCCCACCUCGUCGUCGCCCAGUCCUUCCUCAUCUCCUUCCACCUACACAGGUGCCUGUUAAAGGCUCCGCCCACACGAUGACUUUUGAGCCUUUGACCCUGCUCUCUCUGCUGCUCUUUCUGCUGUCACCAUGGGAACCACGCUGAUGAGGAGGAGAAAGAUUUGGGGCUGUACAGUGACAGGAAGUGUUGAAAGACUGUAUUUUUGUGUGUGCGCGUGUGACGCUGAGUACUUUCUGUAAGCACAGCUCAACCGAAAUGAUUGUUAUGUUGUUCUGGGUCACCUAGCUGUUGGUUUAACACAGCUACAGGUGUGCAGUAUGCAAUUUUUUGUAUUACCUGUACUUACCUCUACAUGUGUUCAUUUGUAUUUAACUUUUAUAGAAUAGACCACACAGCACUACUGACUUUUUUUGAAGUGAUAUGUAAAUACAAAUAUAUAUAUUAUAUAUAUUUAUAUAAAGAAUUUCUAAGGAUAACAAAGGAUUGAGUGUAAAUUGAGGUUAUUCUAGAUCAGAGCAGGACAUUAAGGGAUGUUUGGUUUAGUAUUAUCUUUAAAAGAUGUACAGUAUCUUCCACAGACACUAAGACCUGUAGCAAGUAUAGUUCAUGCUGAGGACCUCCCUCAUUAGCGAAGCAGUUUGGUUGGAGGGAACGAAAACUUGUGAAGCCUCAUUAAUGAAGAAGAUACAGGCUGUAAAAGUUCAUCUAGGCACUUUCUUAAAAAAGCAAAACAACCAGCUAUGUGUUACUUCAGACUAUUAACAGAUGGUCUUGCAGUUUAGUGAAGAUCUUCACAGUUUGCUCAGUAAUUGUGCAAACUGAAGCUAGCUUAUAGGUUGUGGAGAAAUUUGUUAUGUUUCUUCUUCAGAUGCACAGUCUCCAAAACCGUAAAAGCACCGUACUAAUGAAUAUAACAGAUGUAAGUAAAACUUGAAAUUCAAUUAUUCAACAGAAGGCUCUGUCAAAACAUAAGAAUAUGAAAAAGCACCCAGGAAAAGAGACAACCAUCUGCCUGAACAAUAAAUAAUGCGAUGUCUCAUUUUCAUAUGCAAACAUGAACUGUCAUGUGCUUUCAAAGGCUGGCUUCUCAUCCAAUUUGUAUUAAUUGAAUUUGCUUUCUCUUUCAGUGAGGUAAUGUUUAAGACAUUUAACAGUACUGUAGGCUUGUCUUUACUAUUCAAGCUUUUUCUACAUCUGAUUUUUGUGAUAUCAGAUUGUCUCCAGUGAGGGGAAAUGAUGGAAUACAGAGAUAGUGAUCAGGGCACAGCUCAGCCGAGAUCCAAACGUGAUGUAAUUAAUAAUUCAUAUUACAAUUAUGACUGAAGAUUGCCGAACCAGUCCGCAUGCAUUUUGUGGAGUUUCCCUCUGAGUGUUAUGUGGGUGGUACUUCGGGAGUAUGGGGUGUCUGGCCUGUUGCUACGAGCCAUUCGAUCCUUAUACAACCAUUGCAAGAACUUGGUCCCCAUAGCCAGGAAUGAGUCGAACUUGUUGCCGAUGGUGUUGGACUCCACCAGGGCUGCCCUUUGUCACCGAUUCAGUUCAUAUCAUUUGCAGAUGAUGUGGUUCUGUUUGCUUCAUCAGCUGGUGGCCUCCUUCUUAAAAUGAGAAUAGUCCUCGGCUGUAAAAGGUUGAAGUGCCCACCCCAUGUCACGAGCGAGAGGAGAGGGGAGCGAGAGAUGGACAGACACACUGGUGCUGCGGCUGCAGUGAUGCAGACGUUGCAUCUGUCCGUGGUGGUGACGAGAGAGCUGAGCGUCCCUACAUCCCUACCCUCACCUAUGGUCAUGAACUUUGGGUAGUGACCGAAAGAACGAGAUUGCGGAUGAUGGCUGGCCUCUCCCUUAGAGAUAGGAGUUUGACCAGAAGGGGCUCAGGGUAGAGCACCUCCUGCUCAAAUGAUGAUCCACAUGAUCCACAUCGAAAGGAGCCAGUUGAGGUUGUUUGGGCAUCAGACAAGAAUACUUCCUGGGUGAGGUGUUCCGGGCAUGUCCCACUGGAAGGAGGCCCCACGACAGACCCAGGACACGGUGGGGAG
Molecule: messenger RNA, 3874 nt
Organism: Maylandia zebra (zebra mbuna)
Lineage: Eukaryota; Metazoa; Chordata; Actinopteri; Cichliformes; Cichlidae
Gene: gpc5b
Product: glypican 5b
Biological process (GO): cell migration; positive regulation of canonical Wnt signaling pathway; regulation of protein localization to membrane
Cellular component (GO): extracellular region; cell surface; plasma membrane
Source: RefSeq, a predicted model, not a curated record